CCCAGGCCACGCCCCUGCCGCCCUGCUUUGCACCCCGAGAAGCCGGGAUGGGGGGCAGAGAGGGGGGCGCCAGGGAACUAGUCUGUGGCCCCAGGAUAAAAUGCAACCCUUGCCCUGCCCUUCACAGACUUUCCUCCUGAAAAACCCCGACGGCUCCCCUCUGCCCGGCGACUGAUGACGCGGCGGCGGGCGGCCUCCCCAUUGGCUCCCCGCGGGACGGGGGAUUUCUGUCUUCUCCCUUCCCCCAGUGUGGGGCUGAGGUUGGGGGGCAGAGUCGGCUCCCCUGGACGCGGCCAGAGCAGCAGUUGCAGCAGAGGAGAUCCUUCUCUCCGAGGAAUCCCCCGAGGAGCUGGGAUCCAGGGACAGCGACCCUCCUCUGGAGGGAGGAAAGGAUCCCACUGCCCCCCACACGCAAAAAAAAAUUCCCCCAAAACUACAGCGAAGGGAUCCGCGAGAGCAGAUCUCUCGCUGGGAUCCGGAGGUCGGUCAGAGUUGGUGAUCCGGCCAGAGAGCGUAGAAACGAAACCCGGGAUCCCUUGCCAAGUGGAUCCCUAGGAGCGCGGAGAGAGAUCCGGAGCCUGCAAAGCGGAUCCUUCUUCCUCCUCCUCCUCCUCCUCCUCCUGGCCCAGCGGAGUCAGGAUGCGGCCUCUCGGGGCGGCUUUGGCCGGCCUCUGCCUGGCGCUGAGUUACCUGCCAACAGGGGCUUUCGUCGUCCACCUGCAGGAGGACUGCUUCCUCUCGGACGGGGGUCGCGCCCUCUGGCUCAACUGGACGGUGGCCUUCAACAAGAUCCCCUUCAUCUGCUUCGAGGGAUCCAGCGGGAGCUUCCUGCCCUGCGGCCUGGGCGCCUACAGCCCCUGGGACCAGCUGACCGCCUACUUCGCGGACCACCUGAACGACGUCCUGGGGGCGCAGAUGAAGGGGGAGGCCCAGCGCUGCCAGGGGCAGGUCCAUUCGCUGUGGGGACCCUCGGCCCUCAGGAAGACUCCCCCAAAGGUCCGGGUAUUCCCUGUCAUCCCUCAGAACACCCCAGAGUCCAUCAUGUUGGCGUGUGUCGUGUGGGGCUUCUACCCGCAAGACGUGACCGUCACCUGGCUGUGGAACGGGGCCCCCCUGAAGAACGGGACAGGCCCGCCGGCAGUGCCCUCCAGCAACGGGGACUGGACCUACCAAACUCUGCUCACCCUCCCCGUGGACCCCCGGCAGGGAGGCACCUACACCUGCCAGGUGACCCACGUCAGCCUGAAUGAAACCCUCACCAAGGACUGGGCGCCAGGCCUGGCUCUGGACCUCCGGUGGAAAGUGGGGGUCUCGGCAGCCAUGCUGGGGGUCGGCAUACUUCUCCUUGCCGUGGGCACCGUCCUUUGGAAGAGGAGAUUCCCCGAAGGCUACGCCCCCAUUGAUGGCAGCACCUACCCAAAUGGUCGCUAGCCUGACUCUGAAGACGCCUCUCCCCAAACUCCUUCGGCGGCGAUUUCAUCCUGGAUCCGUUGGGGAGACCCUAAACCAUCAAAAGGGAAGUCACCAACCCUGGCCUUGCUGCUCCUUCGAAGACCCUCCAGAGACCCCCACCCCGAAGCCCCAAGGGGGCCUGUUGAGCCCAGCACCCUCCCCACACCCUGCCUCCUCCUCUGCUAAUUUCUCUCACCCGUCUAAGUCGCUGCCUCCUCCUUUGCAGCAGCUGAUUGGAACCACAGAACUGUGGGGCUGGGACCCCGGGAGGUUCUCUAGACCAACCCGCUGCAGCGCAUUGUGCAAAGAUGCCCCUCCUCUAUUCCCCUUGGCUGUCAUUGGUUACACGGGGAGACGGGGGUUGGGCUAGAUGACCGCUGGGGGUCCCAGCCGUACAAUUCUUUGAUUCUGUGGGAGAGGAACUCUUUUUAAUCCACCCGUGGGGCUCCUUUUCUCCAGGUUUUUAAAGAGAGGUGUGCACAUUUGUAUAUAUGCGUUUAUUAAGACUUUUCUUUAAAAUAAAAACUAAGGAGAAUGCAAAGGUCCCGGGUGCGGGUUCAGAGGGUUCACCUUCCUGUGUGUGGGACAAGAUUUUCCUGCAAAAGAGGACUUUGCAUUCAAACCAUUUCUUACUUGCUUUUGCUAAAGCUGCGCUUCCUGCAUUGCAGAGGGUUCGUCUAGAUGGCCCCUGGAGGUCCCUUCCAACUCUGCCCUCGCAAAGCGAGCCCCUUUCUCCAAGGACCUUCCGCCCUCCCCUUCCUAACCUGCCUGCCGUCGUGCGUUCGGGCUUCAUUUUUUAAAGGAAAUUUGUUGACACAAAAAUAAAGGGCAAAAUGCCUUCGGA
Molecule: messenger RNA, 2296 nt
Organism: Podarcis muralis (Common wall lizard)
Lineage: Eukaryota; Metazoa; Chordata; Lepidosauria; Squamata; Lacertidae
Product: class II histocompatibility antigen, M beta 1 chain
Biological process (GO): antigen processing and presentation; immune response
Cellular component (GO): membrane; MHC class II protein complex
Source: RefSeq, a predicted model, not a curated record